Molecule: messenger RNA, 2956 nt
Organism: Nymphaea colorata (pocket water lily)
Lineage: Eukaryota; Viridiplantae; Streptophyta; Magnoliopsida; Nymphaeales; Nymphaeaceae
Product: probable LRR receptor-like serine/threonine-protein kinase At1g07650
Exons: 21
Coding region: 86-2956 (956 amino acids)
Biological process (GO): protein phosphorylation
Molecular function (GO): protein kinase activity; ATP binding; protein binding
Source: RefSeq, a predicted model, not a curated record
CCUCCCUCCUUCCCUCUCUCUCUCUCUCACAUCCUUAAUUCCUAUGAAGAAUGUGGAGGCGCGGUGAGAAAGGGGGGACGGGAAAAUGGACAGAAUUCGCAACUGCGUCUCCUCGAGACUACUCUUCUUCUUCGUCAUCUUGGUCUUCUCCGCGAAUUCCAUGGACACUCUCCGAUCAGAAGCUGCGAAGCUCCCCGAUGACGAAGUUGCUGCGCUCAAGAUUAUUGGAAGCAAGCUGGGGAAAGUUGGAUGGGACUUUAGCGUGGAUCCCUGCUCAGGGAGUGGAGGAUUUAUCACAACUGGAGACUCGUCAAAGAAUAAUGUAACAUGUGAUUGCACUUACGAAAAUGGGACAGUCUGCCACAUAGUAAGCAUCAACUUGAAGGAACAAAAUCUUGCAGGAGUAUUGCCUGAGGAGAUGAGCAUGCUCACUCACUUGAGGAAAAUGGAUCUAACACCUAAUUAUUUAAGUGGCACCAUUCCAGCCAGUUGGGCUUCCUUGCCUUUGGAAAUUGUGAUACUAUCAGUGAAUCGUAUAUCUGGACAAAUCCCAAAGGAGUUUGGUAAUAUCACCACUCUUGAAAGACUGUCAAUUGAAGGAAACUUACUUGAGGGGCCACUUCCUCCAGAACUUGGCAAUUUGUAUAAUAUGAAAACAAUGUUUCUGAAUGCAAAUAAUUUUACAGGACCAUUGCCGCAGACGUUGGAAAAACUGACCAUCCUAGACCGAUUCUGGAUCAGUGGGAGCAAUUUCACUGGGAAGAUACCUGAUUUCAUUAGAAACUGGACUAAGCUCACACACUUGAUGAUAAUGGGCACAAACAUGGAAGGACCAAUUCCUAAUAGCAUAUCUGCCUUGGAGAACAUGACUGACCUGAGAAUUUCGGAUCUAAAUGGUGUUAGUUGGCAUUUCCCACCUCUUGAUACCAUGAAAAAUUUGGAGAAAUUGAUAUUGAGAAAUUGCGAACUUUCAGGUGAAAUUCCAUCAUACAUCUGGAGCUUGAAAAACCUGAGAGAGCUUGAUCUCUCUUUCAACAGCUUAACAGGCCGUAUCCCGACAUCUUUGCCUAUUAAUGAAACCCUGAAAGUAAUAAUACCUGCAUGUUAUAGAAAGAAUUAUCCUUGUCCUGGUGUAGCAAACUAUACUUCUUUGUUCAUCAAUUGUGGAGGUGCUGUUAUUGGCAACAAAUAUGAAGAAGAUUCGACACAGUUGGGAAGGUCUGUGUACCACCUUAGUGCAAAAGGCAACUGGGCUUUAAUCAGUACUGGAACUUUCAUGGAUGUUCCUAGUCUCCCUUACAUAGUCCAAAACACAAGCAUGCUGUCAAUCAGUAAUCCCACAUUGUACAUGUCAGCACGUACCACACCGAUGGCAAUGACAUAUUAUGUCCUGUGCUUACAGAGUGGAAAAUAUACUGUUCUCCUUCACUUUGCUGAAAUAAUGUUCACUGAUGACCGAACCUUCCGCAGUCUUGGCGAGCGGAUAUUUGAUGUAUCUAUCCAGAAUCAAAGAGUACUACAAAAUUUCAAUAUUGCAAAAGAAGCUGGUGGGCCGGGCAGGGAAAUAGUUAAAACUUUCACAGCAAGUGUGACAGAACACACUUUAGAGAUAAGCUUUUAUUGGGCAGGAAAAGGGACAUUAAAUGUUCCAACCAGGGGAGUAUAUGGGCCUCUUGUUUCAGCAAUUUCAGUGACACCAUAUGUUGAACCCAAUACUGAUGAGAGGAAGACCCCCGUCACAAUGAUUGCUAUCAUUGUUACUUUUGUUUGCGUAGUCAUCUUCCUAACUACAAUUGUUCUUUGGAAGAAGGGCUGCUUUGGAUGCAGAGAAGCUCAGGAUAAAGGACUUCAGGAUCUACGGCCGCAAACUCAUUGUUUCAGUCUUAAACAGAUAAAAAAAGCCACCAAGGACUUUGAUCAUGAAAACAAGAUUGGUGAAGGUGGAUUUGGGCCAGUUUACAAGGGAACUUUGGGAGAUGGUACUCUGAUUGCCGUUAAGCAGCUUUCAUCAAGAUCAAGACAAGGGAAUCGAGAAUUCUUGAAUGAGAUAGGCAUGAUAUCUGCUUUGGAGCAUCCAAAUCUUGUGAAGUUGUUUGGUUGUUGUAUUGAAGGCAACCAGUUGAUGCUAAUAUACGAGUACAUGGAAAACAAUUCCCUUGCACAUGCCCUCUUUGGACCGCUUGAACACCGAUUGAACUUAGACUGGCUAGCAAGACACAAGAUUUGCAUUGGAAUCGCAAGAGGCCUAGCGUACCUUCAUGAAGAGUCUCGGCUGAAGAUUGUUCACAGAGAUAUCAAAGCUACAAAUAUCCUUCUUGAUAAGGACCUUAAUCCUAAAAUUUCCGACUUUGGUUUAGCGAGGCUCGAUGAAGGAGAUGAUACACAUAUCAGCACUCGGAUAGCUGGGACUGUGGGAUACAUGGCGCCAGAGUAUGCGACACGAGGAUAUUUAACAGAUAAAGCGGAUGUGUACAGCUUUGGGGUGGUAGCCUUGGAAAUUGUGAGUGGUCAAAACAGUGCACAUGCCAUGAGGAUGUUGGAUUUUAUUGAUCUGCCGGACUGGGCUUUGACAUUCAAACAAAAUGGUAGCCUUUUGGAUAUGGUGGACCCCAGUUUAGGCUCAAGUUUUUCUUCUGGAGAGGUGCAGAGAAUGAUCGAAAUUGCUCUUCUGUGCACCAGCUCGAUUCCCUCACAAAGGCCUGCAAUGUCUUCCGUCGUUGACAUGCUCGAAGGACGAAUCCCGGUGCAGGCUCCGAGUUUGAGUAGCACCAUGAAGAAAUCUCCUCUAAGCAGUGCUCGAAGAGCAAGUAAUCCGCACAGCAGAACCACAACUCAAACUAGUGUAUCUUAUACCAGACACUCUAGUAGUGGGUAUGGACCAUCUACAAGCUCAUGCGACUCGUUUCCCAACACAGGUGAAAAUAUAUGGGAAAGACCCAUACGAUAUGAACCUUGA